Stegastes partitus (bicolor damselfish) is the source of this 1118-nucleotide messenger RNA. RefSeq names its product heme-binding protein 1. Gene Ontology annotation, molecular function: heme binding. The record is from RefSeq and is a predicted model, not a curated record. The coding region runs from base 263 to 838 and encodes 191 amino acids. Lineage: Eukaryota; Metazoa; Chordata; Actinopteri; Pomacentridae. The transcript has 4 exons.
UUGUGCCUCCGAAAAGAAGAAAAAAAAAAAAAAAAGAAAACAUCUGUUGAGGAGCGUCUGCGCUCACUGGAGCAAAGCGCGCGCGUUUCUCCGGAGGGAAGAAUUUGGAGCAUCUGUGAGUGACAUCACGUUCAUCAAGGGUUUCUCAAGGAGUUUGGACGUUAAAAACAAACCAAAUAAAAAAUCAAUCAAGAGGGCAAGUUAACGGAAAGGAGGAUCCAGCUAAAGGAGCGGAGAGAGGAGGUGACCCGGUCCAAGCGACAUGUUUGGGAUGAUCAAGAACUCGCUCUUCGGAAACACCGAGGAGACGGAAUACAAACUGCUCAGUAGUGAGACCAAGGACGGAGUUAGCUUUGAGGUGCGACGCUACGAUGCUUUCAAAUACGCCGCUGUCUCCUCUGAGGGACGAACCUUUGACCAAGUGACAGGAGAGCUGAUCAGGAAGCUGCUCAUGUACAUCGGCGGGAGCAACGAGCAAGGUGAGGCCAUGGGUACGGCGGCGCCCACCAUCAUCACAGUGUACCCGCGAAACGACGGCGUCCUCUCUCGCCGCUUGGUGGUCGGCAUCCGCAUCCCCAACGGCUACCAGCAGAGCCCCCCGACUCCCACCGACAGUGCCGUCAGGAUCGAGGAGCGGCCCGGCAUGACCGUCUACGCCCUGCAGUUUGGAGGGUUUGCGGGGGAGAGCGAGUACCGAGCAGAGGCCUUGCGUUUGACGCGCACUCUGGGCGAGACGGCCCCCUUCCAGCGCAAGCAGUACUUCUGCUGCAGCUACGACCCGCCACUCAAGCCUUACGGACGCAGGAACGAGGUGUGGUUUCUACAGGAGGAGCCGUAGGAGCAGUCGGUCUAGUCUGAUGCUGAAUUCCUUGUUUGACCUCAGUUACCCUCUCAGCGGGGGGAUACGUCCCUGUCAGUAUUUAUUACACAUGCUUUUGUCCCGUCCAAUAUACACCUGAGCUUUUGUUUCUUCAGCACUGGGUCUUCUAAUGAUAAGCUCGUACCAUCUAAUGUAGAUAAUGUAAUUAGAUCCACAUAUAGUCCAUUAUAUUCUUAAUUGUCACCUGGUGCCUGAUUUUUGUGUUUUCCUUUAUAUGAAUAAAGACGUUGUCACCACA